Molecule: messenger RNA, 3495 nt
Organism: Geosmithia morbida
Lineage: Eukaryota; Fungi; Ascomycota; Sordariomycetes; Hypocreales; Bionectriaceae
Product: BRCA1 C Terminus (BRCT) domain
Exons: 2
Coding region: 1-3495 (1164 amino acids)
Biological process (GO): DNA damage checkpoint signaling; positive regulation of transcription by RNA polymerase II
Cellular component (GO): nucleus
Molecular function (GO): histone binding
Source: RefSeq, a predicted model, not a curated record
AUGACAUCGCAGCAGGGCGAUCCGGGCGACACGCAGGACAGCCAGCUUCUCUGGGCGGCUAUGAGAGAAGAGCUUGGCGUGGCAGAAGUGCAACAACAGCAGCAGCAGCAGCAGCAGCAGCAGCGAACCCCUCAGGCCGGUCUGGAGGACGGGAGAAUCAAAAAGCGCGACGAUGCGGUAGAAACGGUCCGUCGCGACGCCGUCAUUGCCGGACACACUCCCGACAGCAACAGGAUGACGAUAGACGACGAGCAGCAGCCGCAGCAGCAGGAGCAGCAGGAGCCUACGCAGGAAACGCCCACCCAGCCCAACGAGGAUCGUGAAUACGAAGAUGACUCACUCCCGCCGACUUUUCGACCGCCGACACAGCCCGACAUUGACGACGGAGCAGUGACGCAACUGAUCCCGGACGACGGACACACGCUGCAGGAGAAUGACAUGGGCGCGGUGCACUUUGGCGAACUGAGCGAGGCGGUGCGGCCAUCGUCGCAGGUGUCAGAGGACGGCGGGUUCGAGAAGACGAGGGGCGACUGGCGGCAGCACGAGCAGACAUCGCAGCUGCAGGGCAUGCUGUCGGCGCCCAAGAACAUUCACAGCCACAGCAUACACACGCCGUUCAAGACGCCCGCCGCACCGGGGCUGCCCGAGACGCCCACCUUGUCUAGGAACCCGUUCGGCGGGACGAUGGCGGGCGCGCCUGCGCCGUUUGCGGGCUCCCAGCUCUUUGGGCAGACGCAGUUUUCGUCGGCCGUGAAACCGCCCGGCGUGACGCCGACGUCGUCGCGACCCUCGCCAACCAUGCUCCCCCUCAACACGGCAUCCCUCAACGUGGCGGAGACAUCGCCGCUCAAGGGCCGCACAAACGUCUCCUCUCCGACUGACGUGCCGUCGCCCAGCCCGGCCAGACUGGACGAGGUGCCCGCCACCGUGACCCGGCUGAGGAAGCCCAUGGAGCGCAUCGCUGAGGAGACGCCGCUGCAUGCGCGGUUCGCCAUGGCCGCCGACGAUACCGUAACCAUACUUGGGUCGUCGGGAUCGCCACGACAGCCAUUGGCAUUCUGUGAGACUGUGAAGAAGCCGCAGGAGAGGAGGGCGCCGUCGCCGCCGCAGCAGCCGCAGCAGGGGAAGGCUUCGAUAUCCAUCUGGGACUUUGACGACGACGAAGACGACGCCUUCAGACGGCUGGAGCGACGGAAGAGGGUCGAGAGGAAGAAGGCACAGGCGGCACAGGAGAUGGAAAAGGUCAGCUUCACGCCGCGGGCCGAGCCCGCCAGGAAGAGGAGGCGCGUCGUACAGGAUGGCGACGAGGAAGAGGUCAAGCACAAUCUCCAGCCCCAGCCCCAGUCCCAGGUGCCCAAGGCGUCUGGCAAGAAUGGCUACAAGAGCUCCAAUACCGAGCCUGUCGUCCGGGACUCCCAGCAGCGAUGGCCCUCGAAUCAGACGCCGAUACUUGUCCGGGGAUCUACGCAAGGGACGAAGGAAGACACGGCACCGGCGGAGGAAGAUGAAGGUAUCGGAGAAGAAGGACCGGACGUCGUAGCCAUUGAUACCCCGGGUCCGAACCACCAACCCGUAGAAGAUAGGAUUCCAGCCACCAGCCCCGCCGCGUCUCCCUCGCCAGACGAGGAUAUGUCUGACCCUCCCCCUCCAGAACCAGAGUUACCUAGCUUGUCGACGAAUGCAGACGGGAGGAACACCUCGUCGCCGCAGGCCUCGCAACGACCGAUCAAGCGACAGGAGAGAAAGCCGAGACGGAGAACGGUUAUUACUUCGUCGGCAUCGGAGAUGCCCCAACCUUCACCACAGGUUAUCUCGGCCAGAGAAGAAGAGGAGGAAACGAAGACAACUACGGGAGAGGACGAUGAUGGUGUCGAUGCCGAUGAUCAAGUAGAACAGCCCGAGCCUAUGCCCGAGCCGGUGGCGCGGAGAAAUGCCCAGCGGAGGAGCUGCGGAAAGCCGAAACAGACCGCCAUCAUUACGUCGUCGGCCCAUCCUUCACCGUCACCGGCUGCUAUGGCGCAAGGAGAAGAAGAAAGGGGCGAGGAGGAGAUGGAGACUACGCAUGACGAUGUUUACAGUGUCAAGGCUGAUUCCGAACCGCCGGGGCAGUCCGAGCCAACGGCCAAGCCGGUGCCACGAAGAAAGACGGGACCGCGGAACCUAUCACCGGCUAAAUCCCUUGCACUACCCGAACAAGACACACCAAGUAUGAGCUCUCUGUCAUCCGCACCACCCUCGUCGGCCAUGACGACGCCCGAUUUACGAGACUACUCGGCUUCCGAGCGUGCAGCAUCCGCCCACACACAGCCAUCGACGGGCAGGGGCCGGCGGGGACGGGGGAAGCCAGCGGCGUCAGCCGAGCCCGUGGCACCGCAGCGGACGGCGCGGUGGGCACGGGCAGCCAAGAUGCGCGCACCUCGCUACGCAUCGGAGUCGACAGACGAGACGCGUGCAUCGCCACCGGUGUCGCUGCCGGCGACCAACAAGGGCGGCACCGGCCGCAUAUCCAGGACGAGCGUGGGCCCCGGGGCCGGUACAACCCAGAGGGGCAGGAGGCUCUUUGAGGGCAUGGCGUUUGCCAUAUCGUUCCAGUCCAACUCACAGAGCCGCGGCAAGCUGGAGACGCGUAUAACCCAGGCAGGCGGGACAAUACUCACCGACGGCUUCGACGAGCUAUUCGAGACGGCGAGGUCGGCGGCGACGAUGCCGUCGCUCUCCAAGGACGUGGACGAGCCUAUGGUGCUGAGCAGGGCGUACCGGGACACGGGGUUCACGGCGCUUGUGGCGGACAGCCACUCCCGCAAGGCCAAGUACAUGCAGGCCUUGGCGUUGGGGCUCCCCUGCCUGGCGCCGCAGUGGAUAACGACGUGUCUGGCCAGGGGGGAGCUGGUAGACUGGGAGCCGUACCUGCUCUGCGCCGGGGCAUCGUCGGUCCUGGGCAACGCUCUGCGGUCCCGUACACUGACGCCCUACGCCGCCGCCGACGCCCGUCUGGCCGACGUGAUCGACUGUCGGCGCCAGAUGCUCCGCGGGCAGAGGAUCCUAGCCGUCGUGGCCGACCACUCGUCCUCGUCCUCGUCGUCCUCGUCCAAGAAGAAGGGCAAGAGCGGCGGCGGCGGCGGCGGCGGCGGCAGCAGCAGCAGCAGCAGCAACAUCGCAAACAACGUACAGCCCUACAUGUUCCUCGCGCAGGCCAUGGGGCCGAGCAUAUCCACCGUCAUGACGGCCGAGCAGGCGCGCGACGCGCUGAGCAGGUCGGUCAGGGACGGAAGGCCGUUUGACUGGGUCUACGUAGAUAAGGGGGCAGUUGCGGGUGGUGCGGCGGCGCUAUGGGAGCAGCAGCAGCAGCGGACGGGAGCAAAGAAGCGUAAGAGGACCUCUGCUGCUUCUGCUUCGACGGUACUGGAUAGGGGUGCGACUCGCGUGUUGGAUGACGAAUUGGUCAUACAGAGUCUUAUACUGGGUAGGAUGGUGGAGGAGGAUGAAAUGCCUUGA